CUCGCGCGAGACGGCGGCUGGGCACCGCCAUUUUGGCCGGUGGCUGUAAGAACACGCCGUGUGGUUGAGGGACGCGCCGGCCUUCCCCGUCCCCGCCGCGGGGGGAUUGUUUACUCCAGAAGAACUGGAUAUUCUUACUUUCUUGCAAUUAUGGCAGACAAAUUAACAAGAAUUGCUAUUGUCAACCAUGACAAAUGUAAACCUAAGAAAUGUCGACAGGAAUGCAAAAAGAGUUGCCCUGUGGUUCGAAUGGGAAAACUAUGCAUAGAGGUUACACCUCAGAGCAAAAUAGCAUGGAUUUCUGAAACUCUAUGUAUUGGUUGUGGUAUUUGUAUUAAGAAAUGCCCCUUUGGCGCUUUAUCAAUUGUCAAUUUACCAAGCAACUUGGAAAAGGAAACAACACAUCGAUAUUGUGCCAAUGCCUUCAAACUUCACAGGUUGCCAAUCCCUCGUCCAGGUGAAGUUUUGGGAUUAGUUGGAACUAACGGUAUUGGAAAGUCUACUGCAUUAAAGAUUUUAGCAGGAAAGCAAAAGCCAAACCUUGGCAAAUAUGAUGAUCCUCCUGACUGGCAGGAAAUUCUGACUUACUUCCGUGGAUCAGAAUUACAAAAUUACUUUACCAAGAUUCUAGAAGAUGAUCUAAAAGCCAUUAUCAAACCUCAAUAUGUAGACCAGAUUCCCAAAGCUGCUAAGGGAACGGUAGGGUCUAUUUUAGACCGAAAGGAUGAAACAAAAACACAAGCAAUUGUAUGUCAACAGCUUGAUUUAACGCACUUAAAAGAGCGAAAUGUUGAAGAUCUCUCAGGAGGAGAGUUGCAGAGAUUUGCUUGUGCUGUUGUUUGCAUACAGAAAGCUGAUAUUUUCAUGUUCGAUGAGCCUUCUAGUUAUCUAGAUGUCAAGCAACGUUUAAAGGCUGCCAUUACCAUCCGAUCACUAAUAAAUCCAGACAGAUACAUCAUUGUGGUGGAGCAUGACCUCAGUGUGUUAGACUAUCUCUCUGACUUCAUCUGCUGUUUGUAUGGUGUGCCAAGUGCUUAUGGUGUUGUAACCAUGCCUUUCAGUGUAAGAGAAGGUAUAAACAUUUUUCUGGAUGGCUAUGUUCCAACAGAAAACUUGAGGUUUCGAGAUGCAUCACUUGUUUUCAAAGUGGCUGAGACAGCCAAUGAAGAAGAAGUUAAGAAGAUGUGUAUGUAUAAAUAUCCAGGGAUGAAGAAAAAGAUGGGAGAAUUUGAGCUAGCAAUUGUGGCUGGAGAGUUCACGGAUUCUGAAAUCAUGGUGAUGCUGGGGGAAAAUGGUACUGGUAAGACGACAUUUAUCAGAAUGCUUGCUGGAAGACUUAAACCUGAUGAAGGAGGAGAAGUGCCGGUUCUCAAUGUCAGUUACAAGCCACAGAAGAUUAGUCCCAAAUCAACUGGAAGUGUUCGCCAGUUACUACAUGAAAAGAUAAGAGACGCAUACACUCACCCACAAUUUGUGACUGACGUGAUGAAGCCCCUGCAGAUUGAAAACAUCAUUGAUCAGGAGGUGCAGACCUUAUCUGGUGGUGAACUGCAGCGAGUAGCUUUAGCUCUUUGUUUGGGCAAACCUGCUGAUGUUUAUUUGAUUGAUGAACCAUCUGCGUAUUUGGACUCUGAGCAGAGAUUGAUGGCAGCUCGGGUUGUCAAACGCUUCAUUCUCCAUGCGAAGAAGACAGCCUUUGUUGUGGAGCACGACUUCAUCAUGGCCACCUAUCUAGCAGAUCGGGUCAUCGUGUUUGAUGGUGUGCCAUCUAAGAACACAGUGGCAAACAGUCCUCAAACACUUUUGGCUGGUAUGAACAAGUUUUUAUCUCAGCUGGAAAUUACCUUCAGAAGAGACCCAAACAACUAUAGACCACGAAUAAAUAAACUAAAUUCAAUUAAGGAUGUAGAACAGAAGAAGAGUGGAAACUACUUUUUCUUGGAUGAUUAAACUGAAUCUGAGAAUAUCGAUAAGCCAUUUAUUAAAAGAACAUUUUCUGGGAUUUUUGUUGUAUAAAACUUUAAUCAGGUUUUAUGGCCCCACAUACUCUGGAGCUUUGAAGUAUGAUUUACCUAACAUCAAAAGCCAGUUAGACUGUAAAUUGUACACAGAAAAUGGCUCUUUUCUGUUCUUAAUGAUAAGGCCCUUUUGUGUGUAAUACGCUAAAAUGAAGACUAUACAAAUUACCUCCAGGUUUUCAUGAUAUAUGGCAAUAUUUUCAGUAGGUGUAUUAUAUUUGUGUACCACACACUGACUGGUGUUGCCACAUUUAAAAAAUCUUGAAAAAGAUUUCUAUUCUUACCUGGUUGCCAAGUACACCAGUAUAAUGGAACCUGCCCUAUUUUCAAAGCUGGUCAAAGACUACACUGGUAACAUUUGAUAAAUAAACAUCACAAUUAUAUUUGUUAUUUGUAUGCAGUCUUUGCACUACGCUAUCAGUGUGUGAUUUCCCAGGAAGAUUGUCUACUACAAGUAACACCAUUAUUAGAAAAUGGUAUUUGUUACCAACUUAUACAUUGCUUUCAAUGUUUUUUGGUGCUUUCAAACAUCUUCAUGAGAAAAUAUUUCAGCACCUCCUCCACUGGGUAGGGGGAACCCUAACUUUUCAGUUUUUGCAUUCUGUAAGAUUCUAUAAUUAUUUUCAGUCAUUUUUUUAAAACAUGUAUAUAAUCACUGAUCAAGAUGUAGGAGAAAUUAUUUCUAAAGAAUAUUUGUUUCCCUUAAAAUUAUAGACUAACAGUCCCCUAAGCUGGUGCCUAUUAUCUGUAUUUUUAGACUAGUUAUCUGAGGGACAGCCAAGGACUGUAAACCACCUGCCCUGUAGCAACAUUAAUACAGGAAAGCAAUGCAAAGUACCCUUUUUGUGUACCAAACAUACUCAUUUCUAAAUUUGCAUACAGAAGACAUUAAACCUUACUAAUGCACUGAAUUGCAAUUAACCUAUGAAUGAGCAAGAGGGUUUACCUUACUAUAUAAGUUUAAUGGUCCAGGCAAAGUAGAAAAAUUGGAGAUUUGACAAGAUUUUUAGAUCUUAAACCUUGAUCAUGCAAACAAGGGAUAGAAAGUUUGGUUUAUCUUGACCCAGUAGAACGAAAAAUAAAGUUAUGUGAGUAAUCUACAAAUGUUUGUUGUGAAAAUGCAUAUAUACAGAAGUAUAUGGAAUAAAAUAUGAUCUCCCUUA
Messenger RNA from Dipodomys spectabilis (banner-tailed kangaroo rat), 3181 nucleotides. It is a transcript of the gene Abce1, whose product is annotated as ATP binding cassette subfamily E member 1. Gene Ontology annotation, molecular function: ATP hydrolysis activity; ATP binding; ribosomal small subunit binding. Gene Ontology annotation, biological process: translational initiation; translational termination; ribosomal subunit export from nucleus. The transcript has 18 exons. The record is from RefSeq and is a predicted model, not a curated record. Lineage: Eukaryota; Metazoa; Chordata; Mammalia; Rodentia; Heteromyidae. The coding region runs from base 151 to 1950 and encodes 599 amino acids.